This is a messenger RNA of Armigeres subalbatus, 4893 nucleotides long. RefSeq lists its product as uncharacterized. The coding region runs from base 1 to 4893 and encodes 1630 amino acids. NCBI's taxonomy places the organism in Eukaryota, Metazoa, Arthropoda, Insecta, Diptera, Culicidae. Gene Ontology annotation, molecular function: nucleic acid binding; zinc ion binding. The transcript is spliced from 2 exons. The record is from RefSeq and is a predicted model, not a curated record. Gene Ontology annotation, biological process: DNA integration.
AUGCCCGAAGACUUAAGAAGUUUGCUUAAGAAGGAGAAGCGCCUUCUGAACAGUUUAGUGCUGGUGGAGAAGUUCGUGCAAGACUUUGACGAAGAACGAGACAAAAAAGAAGUUGAAGUUCGUUUGCAGCUGUUGGAAAAUUGUGUGUCUGAGUUUUUUGUGGUGCGUGAUAAAGUGGAGGUGUUGCUGGAUGAAGCUGCUGAUGAGGCAACCGCCAAUCCAGAUGAACCGGAGAAAGCUCGCAAAGUAAGGCUGGAGAGUGAAUCGAGGAAGCGAGAAGAAGACAAUUUAGCCAUCGCUACGGACGUGGAGAACCGCUUCUGCAAGGCUAAGGCCGCGUUGGUAGAUCGGCGUGUUAGAAAACCGCCAGGGAGUUCUUCGUCAGUCGUGGCUACCGGAACAAGCAUUUCUAGGGUGAAACUUCCGGAGAUAAAGCUCCCAACGUUCGACGGCAGGCUACGAGACUGGGUGUCAUAUCGCGAUGCAUUCAGAAGCCACCGACGGCUGGAGCACGAUUCUAGUGCACAUGGUUUGCUCAAGCGGUUCAUGAAGCUGAAGAUCUCGGAGCGGUACGAUGCAGUGCGGAGGAACGGUCUGUGUAUGAACUGCUUAUCGUCAGGUCAUUUUUCCCGGAACUGCAGCAAAGGUUCGUGUCGUCAAUGCGGGAAGAAGCAUCAUUCCCUCCUCCACACAGAGAUGCACAGUGCCAGCACGAAGUCAUCCGUUCCACAGACGAUGAAGAGACCCCCAAGUGAACACCACCAACAGACACAGCAUACGCAAUCGGAACCACCAACACACCAGAAAGCACCAACCACAAACCACACCGAACCUUCCACUUCAUUGCCAGUUGUCAAUACACAAUCGCAUAGCACCAACCCACAGUUCGCCACAGACUAUCCAAACACACUGCAACACACCACAGCCCUACCAACACAAACCAAGACCUCCACACGUCAAGUUCUUCUCUCCACUGCCAUUGUGCGGAUCUGCGAUGCCAACGGAAGCUCGAUGCUUGCCAGGGCACUACUCGAUUCCUGCUCGCAGUAUUGUUUUAUUUCGUCCGAGUUUUGUCGACGCAUGAAGCUUAAAGAGUUCCCGAAUUAUCUACCGGUAAAGGGCAUCGGUAAUACCGGGAGCGUGUCGAAGAAAGCUGUUAGCGGUACAAUCAGCCCACGUUUCGAUAGCAUUUCGGAGUUCGAGGAAGUUAUGCGGUUCAACGUCCUGCCGAAGCUGACGAUUCCACUCCCAUGUGAAGGGUUUGAAACUUGCCAGUGGAAUCUCCCGGAGAGCAUCGUAUUAGCUGAUCCUGAGUUCUACCACACAUCGGACAUCGAUAUGAUAAUCGGUGCCGAGUAUUACCUCGACCUGCUGCAGGAAGGAAGGUUCAGGCUCAGCGAGAACGGCCCAACAUUCCAAAACACCGUUUUCGGUUGGGUUGUAUCCGGACGUAUUCCUAGUAGCUCGAUCUCCGUACCCGCCACAUCCACCGCGUUGUGUUCCAUGUCCGAUCUUCAAGAACAGCUCACUCGUUUCUGGGAUCUCGAGAGCUGUCAUCUAGCGAGUACCUAUUCCGUGGAAGAGUCCACAUGUGAGGAGUUGUUCAAGAAAACCACUACACGCGACGUAGAUGGUCGUUUCAUCGUGAACCUGCCUAGGAAGGACCACGUAAUCGGUCAGCUAGGUAGCUCCAGAGCUGUGGCGGAACGGCGGUUCCUUAGUCUGGAGAGAAGGCUAUCGAACAACCCUCAGCUGAAGAAGCAGUAUUGCGAGUUUAUGAGGGAGUACGUGACAAUGGGGCACAUGGAAAUGAUACGCGAAGAAGAUUUCUCUGGGGCGGCACACUACUUUUUGCCUCAUCACGCCGUCUUGAAGCCGGACAGCACAACAACAAAAUUGCGGGUAGUAUUUGAUGCUUCGUGCAAAACUUCGUCUGGUCUUUCGCUCAACGACGGGCUAAUGAUUGGCUCUGUGGUCCAGGACGACCUAAUCUCGAUUCAUGCUCGAUUCCGUCUUCACCGGAUCGGCAUUGUGGCCGAUGUUACAAAAAUGUAUCGGAUGAUCAAGAUGUGUCCACGUGAUCAAAAAUUGCAGCUGAUUUUGUGGAGGAACGGCACCGACGAACCUAUCGAAGUGUUUCAGCUCACGACCGUUACGUACGGCACCGCUUCCGCUCCUUUUCUAGCUACACGUUGUAUGGUUCAGCUAGCAGAAGACGGAGAAGCUACACAUCCUGGCGCAGCAAAGGUGCUGCGGAAAGAUUUUUACGUCGACGAUAUGAUCACUGGCGUCGAUAACCCCGAAGAAGGAAAACGGCUGGUCGAAGACACAAUCGCCCUCACAGACUCCGCUGGAUUCACACUACGCAAGUGGAACUCCAACUGUGAAGAGGUGCUAAGGGAGUUGCAGCCUGAUCGUUGUGAUCAUCGAGCGGAAUUCGAAAUGGACUCGUCACCUCCAAUUUCAACCGUGAAAACGUUGGGUCUCGUCUGGUGCACCAGAACCGAUAACUUCCGUUUCACCAUGCCCGAGUGGAAUACAACGUCGGUGGUUACAAAACGAGUUGUGAUUUCCGACGCGUCCAAGCUCUUCGAUCCAUUGGGCCUGAUAGGGCCAGUCGUCGCCGAAGCUAAAAUCUUUAUCCAGACACUAUGGAAGCUGGAACUAAACUGGGAUGACCCGCUCCCAAAAAACCUUCAGGCGUUUUGGUUGGACUACCGACGGAAUCUUAGUUCUCUGGAAUCCAUUAGCAUUCCACGAUGGGUUGGAUAUACCCAAGAGUGUGUCGCAACCGAAUGGCACGGAUUCUGCGACGCUUCAGAUAGCGCAUACGGCGCUUGUUUGUAUCUUCGCUGUACUUACGCGGACGGUUCUGUGCGUGUCCAGCUAAUGAUGGCCAAGUCACGAGUAGCGCCACUAGAGGACCUGAAGAAGAAGAAACGUAGGCAGACUACGCCCCGUCUUGAAUUGUCAUCCGCCCUGCUUCUCAGUCAUUUGUACGAGAAAGUCAGUCAAGCCACCUCACUGGUAAUUCCGUCGUACUUCUGGACCGAUUCCAACAUCGUAAAAUUCUGGAUUGCGUCGGCACCAUCGCGAUGGCAAACCUUUGUGGCGAAUAGGGUGUCCGAGAUCCAGCACCUGACGAAAGGCGGCGUGUGGAAUCAUGUUGCAGGCAUUGAGAAUCCAGCAGACGUUCUUUCGCGAGGAAUAUCAGCCACACAGCUAGAGUACCAGCCACUCUGGUUCAACGGACCUGUUUGGUUGCAUCAAAGUCAAAGCUUCUGGCCUGCAACUCCAAAUGUCAGCGUUGAACACUUUGAUCCAGCCUCUCUUGAAGAACGGAAAUCCGUAGCCCUGCCACUGCAAGUCACUACACCAAACGAAAUAUUCUCGCUACGGUCGACACUAUUUUCUCUCGUUCGACUGGUGGCUUUAUUACGUCGUUUCCGUCACAACUCGCAAAGAACGCACCGAACUUCCAGGAAACUCGGCUACAUUAGCACGCAAGAAUACGAAGAUGCUCUACUGCAACUGGUUCACCUCUCCCAAGAAGAAUGCUUUCCCCAGGAGAUUGCAAGUCUGUCCCGGGAGGAUCAGGUAAAGGACUCCUCUAGAAUAGCAUCACUCCACCCCAUACUACGAGAUGGUAUACUUCGCGUUGGCGGCCGGCUCCGGAAUGCAACUGUUUCGCAAAACCGGAAGCAUCCAAUCAUUAUUGAUCCACGUCAUCCUCUCGCUACGUUGGUAAUCCGCCAUUACCACGUGAAAUUGCUUCACUCCGGACAACAAGUCGUCAUCGCAAGCGCCAGAGAAAGAUUCUGGAUCCCCAACAUCCGAAACCUGGUGCGUAAAGUUCUCCACGAAUGUGUCACCUGCUUCCGCGUUAGACCAAGAUGUUUGGAACAACUGAUGGCUGAACUGCCACCAGAAAGGGUUACACCGGCACCGCCAUUCCUGAAGGUCGGUGUGGAUUACUGCGGUCCGUUUCUAGUUUCCUACCCCCAUCGCCGAAGUACUCCAGUUAAAUGCUUCGUUGCGGUAUUCGUCUGCCUUGUAACGAAGGCAGUUCAUGUAGAACUAGUCUCCGAUCUCACAACGGAGGCGUUUUUGGCAGCACUAAAACGUUUCACCGCCCGGCGAGGACGACCGGUCCUCAUAAUGUGUGACAAUGGCACGAAUUUCGUUGGAGCAAAGCGGGAACUUCGACAGCUGUUGAACUUGUUUGAGCAGCAGCAAUUCCAGAACGCCGUAGCUUGCAACGCCGCGAAUGAAGGGAUUGAAUUCAAGUUCAUCCCAGCAAGGUCGCCGAACUUUGGCGGUCUUUGGGAAGCCGCCGUGAAGUGCUUCAAGAACGCUUUCAAGAAGGUCAUCGGAACCCGGACGCUGUUGUACGAUGAAAUGCAAACCGUGCUCACGCAGAUCAAAGCUGUUUUGAACUCCAGAUCCCUCACUCCGCUCAGUAACGAUCCUGGAGAUUACGAAGCGCUCACACCUGGGCAUUUUCUGAUACAGCGUCCACUAACUGCCAUCGCUGAACCCGAUCUGGACAAUUUUCCAACCAACCGUCUCUCCGUCUGGCAAAGGGCGCAGGACUUUUCCCAGAAGCUGUGGAAAACGUGGACCACAUUGUACCUUUCCGACCUGCACAACCGCACAAAGUGGACACGCCAACGUGACAACAUUUCCGUCGGCACUAUGCUUCUGCUGAUGGACGAGCGGCUUCCGCCGCUGAAAUGGAAUUUGGGUCGUGUGACUGCCAUUUUCCGUGGCUCAGACGAUAACAUCCGUGUAGUAGACGUGCGCACUACGAAUGGGGUCUUCCGAAGAGCAAUCUCGAAGAUUUGCGUACUCCCUAUACGGGACAACGCAAACUCAACCAGCGAAGAGGCAUAA